GUCCAAUACAACAGGAUCCGGGAGUUUUAACGCUGCGUAGUGAAACAGAGCGUGGGCAGCGCUUUUGUACUCCAGCUGGAGUAAAAUUAACGCAGCCUCCCGUUCUUCCGUCGCUAUCUUACAGCAUCCAGCAAAUGGGUCGUAGGGUCAAGAAGAGCAGAACCCAGCUGACCUUUCUCAGCUGAGUCCUUUUGAGAAACUGGCAGAGGAGGGUGAAAACCUCGGCAGAGAAGCAGUGCUCCGGGGGAGGGAAACGGGUCGCUGCGUGCAGGGAAGGGGGGAGAGGGUAACGAGUGAAAACGGGGGCCAAACUCGAGCUGAGCGAAGCCAGCGCCCACUGCCUGCAAAAGGGGCGAAAUCAGCCAGUAAGGGUGAGGGAAAAGCGGGAAGCAGAGGGGAGGGAAGGAAGUAAGGAAAGAGGAAGGAAAGGCAGGGGACAGAGAAGAGCGGCUGCAGCUUCUGCGGCCGGCUUAGUAGGAGGAGCAGGAGGGGAAAGAGGAGGAUCCAGAAACAGUCAGUCAGGCAGCCGGCGGGAGGUGGAGAAAGCCGGCGGCGGCGGCGGCGGCGGAGGAGGAUUAAAGAUGGCCACCAGCAGCUGCGGGAAACAGCAACCCCUCACUUUCCGGAGCGGUCCCUGCGGGUCGGCCCGGCCUUGAUGGAGAGAAGCCCGAGGAGCGCCGAGGCUGAGGCGGCGGCGGCGGCGGCGGCGACCCAGCGAGGAGGAGGGCGCGGGGGAGCAGGGACCCGGGCGGGAGGAGGCGAAGGCGGCGGCGUCGCUGCCCCCGCCGCCUAGCGCCGUGCCCGCCCCGGCGGCCCGGUCCCCGCACCUCGCGGCCGCGGAAUCCGGCCAGGCCAGCGGCCCGGCCCCCGCCGCGGGGCUCCCGGGCCCCGCCGCGCCCGUCGCCAGCGGCCGGAGUCCCGGGCCAGGCCCGCCCGCCUCCGGUAUAAAUACUUCUCCACAUCUGCUUCAGGAAGAAAGUGCCUGCCGCUCCUGUUUCUAUGCAGGUUCAUGCCAGCCCAGAGCAGUGAAUCAGAAUUAGAAGUGCUCAUCACCAGCCAGCCAAGAUGAACAUGGUGAAGAGGAUUAUGGGGCGGCCGAGGCAGGAAGAAUGCAGCCCGCAAGACAAUGCCUUAGGACUGAUGCACCUCCGCCGCCUCUUCACCGAGCUGUGCCAUCCUCCCCGGCACAUGACGCAGAAGGAGCAAGAAGAGAAGCUGUACAUGAUGCUGCCGGUGUUUAACAGGGUUUUUGGAAAUGCUCCGCCAAAUACAAUGACAGAAAAAUUUUCUGAUCUUCUGCAGUUCACAACUCAAGUCUCAAGACUGAUGGUGACAGAAAUUCGAAGGAGAGCAUCAAACAAAUCCACAGCAGAAAAACAGUGUGCCCCGCUGUCUUCCAAGGAUUUCCAAGCCACAACACCUUCAGAAGCUGCAAGUCGGGCCAUAGUCCAGUUCCUAGAAAUCAAUCAGAGUGAAGAAGCCAGUAGAGGUUGGAUGCUUCUGACGACAAUUAAUUUGUUAGCAUCCUCUGGUCAGAAAACUGUGGACUGCAUGACAACGAUGUCAGUGCCUUCCACCCUGGUUAAAUGUCUAUAUCUGUUUUUUGACCUUCCACAUGUGCCUGAGGCAGUUGGAGGUGCACAGAAUGAGCUACCUCUAGCAGAACGUCGUGGACUACUCCAGAAAGUUUUUGUACAGAUUUUAGUGAAACUCUGCAGUUUUGUUUCUCCAGCAGAGGAGCUGGCUCAAAAAGAUGAUCUCCAGCUUUUAUUCAGUGCAAUAACCUCUUGGUGCCCUCCCUAUAACCUGCCUUGGAGAAAGAGUGCUGGAGAAGUCCUUAUGACCAUCUCCCGGCAUGGACUUAGCGUCAAUGUAGUGAAGUAUAUUCAUGAAAAAGAAUGUUUAUCUACAUGUGUUCAGAAUAUGCAGCAAUCAGAUGACCUGUCUCCCCUAGAAAUUGUUGAAAUGUUUGCUGGGCUUUCUUGUUUCCUCAAAGAUUCCAGUGAUGUCUCCCAAACUCUUUUGGAUGAUUUUCGAAUAUGGCAAGGAUAUAAUUUCCUUUGUGAUCUCUUGCUUAGAUUGGAACAAGCAAAAGAGGCAGAAUCCAAAGAUGCCUUGAAAGAUCUGGUUAAUCUGAUAACUUCCCUAACAACAUAUGGUGUCAAUGAACUAAAACCAGCUGGUAUUACGACAGGGGCACCCUUUUUAUUGCCUGGAUUUGCAGUACCUCAACCUGCAGGCAAAGGUCACAGUGUGAGAAACAUCCAGGCCUUUGCAGUUCUUCAGAAUGCAUUUUUAAAAGCAAAAACCAACUUCCUUGCCCAAAUCAUCCUUGAUGCUAUCACAAAUAUUUACAUGGCUGACAAUGCCAAUUAUUUCAUCUUAGAGUCACAGCACACAUUGUCACAGUUUGCAGAAAAGAUCUCUAAACUCCCAGAAGUACAAAACAAAUACUUUGAGAUGCUGGAGUUUGUCGUUUUUAGCUUAAAUUAUAUUCCUUGUAAAGAACUUAUUAGUGUUAGCAUUCUCCUAAAAUCUAGCUCUUCUUACCACUGUAGCAUUAUUGCGAUGAAAACACUUCUUAAGUUCACACGACAUGACUACAUAUUCAAAGAUGUAUUCAGGGAGGUGGGCCUUCUGGAGGUCAUGGUAAACCUUCUGCACAAAUAUGCUGCCCUCCUGAAGGAUCCAACUCAGGCAUUGAGUGAACAAGGGGACUCAAGAAAUAACAGUUCAAUUGAAGACCAGAAGCACCUGGCUUUGUUGGUGAUGGAGACUCUGACAGCGCUUCUUCAAGGAUCAAACACAAAUGCAGGUAUUUUCCGAGAAUUUGGAGGUGCAAGAUGUGCACAUAAUAUAGUGAAAUACCCUCAGUGCCGGCAGCAUGCCCUGAUGAUCAUCCAGCAGCUGGUGCUCUCUCCCAAUGGGGAUGAUGACAUGGGCACCCUCCUGGGGCUAAUGCAUUCAGCCCCGCCAACAGACCUGCAGUUGAAGACGGAUAUCCUGAGGGCCCUCCUAUCAGUCCUUCGAGAAAGCCAUCGUUCAAGAACAGUUUUUAGGAAAGUUGGAGGAUUUGUGUACAUUACAUCCUUGCUUGUUGCCAUGGAAAGAUCUUUGAGCUCACCACCCAAGAAUGGCUGGGAGAAAGUGAACCAGAAUCAAGUGUUUGAACUUCUCCACACGGUGUUCUGCACAUUGACUGCAGCAAUGCGCUAUGAGCCGGCCAACUCUCAUUUCUUCAAGACAGAGAUUCAGUAUGAGAAGUUGGCAGAUGCUGUUCGAUUUCUUGGCUGCUUUUCAGACCUAAGAAAAAUAAACCCUAUGAAUGUCUUUCCCUCAAAUACACAGCCAUUUCAAAGACUUUUAGAGGAAGACACGAUCUCCAUAGACUCGGUGUCACCCACUUUACAGCACUGCAGUAAACUCUUUAUUUAUCUCUACAAAGUUGCCACAGAUACUUUUGACAGUCGUGCAGAACAGAUCCCUCCUUGCCUGACAAGUGAGUCUUCUCUCCCCUCUCCUUGGGGUACACCAGCUUUGUCCAGGAAAAGGCAUGCAUAUCAUUCUGUUUCAACUCCUCCCAGUUACCCUCCUAAAAAUGCUACUGACCUGAAACUGCACGUGGCAACUUCCUCUUUCCCGAGUUCAGAUGCCGUCGUCAUCCACCCUGGAGCCAUGCUCGCUAUGUUGGACCUCCUGGCCUCUGUUGGGUCAGUGACACAGCCAGAACAUGCUUUGGACCUUCAACUUGCUGUGGCAAACAUUUUACAAUCCCUGGUACACACAGAAAGAAACCAGCAGGUCAUGUGUGAAGCGGGGCUUCAUGCCCGGCUGCUACAGCGGUGUAGUGCUGCGCUGGCCGAUGAGGACCACUCUCUGCACCCACCCCUCCAGCGGAUGUUUGAGCGAUUAGCCUCUCAGGCUCUGGAGCCCAUGGUACUCAGGGAAUUUUUGCGUUUGGCAAGUCCAUUAAAUUGUGGUGCCUGGGACAAAAAAUUGUUAAAACAAUAUAGGGUCCACAAACCAAGUUCACUGAGUUAUGAGCCAGAGAUGAGAAGUAGUAUGAUCACAUCUGUGGAAGGUCUGGGUUCUGAUAAUGUUUUCAGUUUGCAUGAAGAUAACCAUUACCGGAUAAGCAAGAGCCUGGUAAAAUCUGCAGAAGGAAGUACUGUACCUUUGACCAGGGUAAAGUGUCUGGUCUCCAUGACAACCCCACAUGACAUCAGACUUCAUGGGUCAUCAGUUACUCCAGCUUUUGUUGAAUUUGACACAUCCCUUGAAGGGUUUGGCUGCCUCUUCUUGCCCAGUUUGGCCCCUCAUAACGCCCCUACAAACAAUGCCGUAACAACAGGUCUCACUGAUUGUGCUGUGAUCAGUGGCAUUGGUUCCGGUGAAAGGUUCUUCCCUCCUCCAUCUGGCUUAAGCUAUUCUAGCUGGUUUUGUAUUGAACAUUUUAGUUCUCCCCCAAAUAACCACCCCGUCAGACUUCUUACUGUUGUGCGCCGAGCAAAUUCCUCUGAGCAGCAUUACGUGUGCCUUGCCAUAGUUCUGUCAGCAAAAGACCGAUCUCUGAUUGUUUCCACCAAAGAGGAACUACUCCAAAACUAUGUUGAUGAUUUUAGUGAAGAAUCCUCUUUUUAUGAAAUUCUCCCAUGCUGUGCUCGCUUUCGAUGUGGAGAACUUAUAGUUGAGGGCCAGUGGCAUCAUCUGGUUCUGGUGAUGAGCAAAGGCAUGCUGAAAAACAGUACUGCGGCCCUCUAUAUUGAUGGACAGCUUGUCAGCACUGUGAAGCUUCAUUAUGUUCACAGUACUCCUGGGGGGUCUGGUUCUGCAAAUCCCCCAGUGGUUAGCACAGUCUAUGCGUACAUUGGUACUCCACCUGCCCAACGCCAAAUUGCUUCAUUGGUUUGGCGCCUGGGACCCACACAUUUUCUGGAAGAAGUUUUACCUCCUUCAAAUGUUACUACCAUUUAUGAACUAGGACCAAAUUAUGUUGGGAGCUUUCAGGCUGUAUGUAUGCCAUGUAAGGAUGCAAAAUCCGAAGGUGUCAUCCCAUCUCCUGUGUCAUUAGUACCAGAGGAAAAGGUGUCAUUUGGCCUCUAUACUCUCUCUGUGUCUUCCCUGACAGUGGCAAGAAUUCGGAAAGUUUACAACAAAUUGGACAGCAAAGCCAUUGCUAAGCAGUUAGGCAUUUCCUCCCAUGAGAAUGCCACUCCUGUGAAGGUGAUCCACAAUUCAGCAGGGCACCUGAGUGGACCUGCCCGGACAGUUGGGGCUACCUUGAUUGGGUACUUGGGAGUAAGAACAUUUGUCCCCAAGCCUGUUGCCACUACUUUGCAGUACAUUGGUGGUGCUGCAGCCAUCCUGGGCCUGGUGGCCAUGGCCUCUGAUGUGGAAGGGCUGUAUGCAGCGGUCAAGGCCCUGGUUUGUGUGGUCAGGAGUAACCCAUUAGCCAGCAAAGAAAUGGAAAGAAUUAAGGGCUACCAGUUGCUGGCAAUGCUGCUUAAGAAGAAACGCUCCCUUCUUAACAGCCACAUUCUCCAUCUGACUUUUUCCUUGGUGGGAACCGUUGAUAGUGGACAUGAGACCUCCAUUAUUCCAAAUUCAACUGCGUUCCAGGAUCUACUUUGUGAUUUUGAAGUCUGGCUCCAUGCGCCCUAUGAACUUCAUCUUUCCUUGUUUGAACAUUUUAUUGAGCUGCUCACAGAAUCCAGUGAAGCAUCAAAGAAUGCCAAAUUAAUGAGGGAAUUCCAGCUAAUCCCAAAGCUGCUACUGACCCUUCGAGAUAUGUCUUUAUCCCAGCCUACCAUUGCUGCUAUCAGUAAUGUUCUGAGCUUCUUACUGCAAGGUUUUCCCAAUAGCAAUGAUCUGCUCAGGUUUGGCCAGUUUAUUUCUUCUACUUUACCAACCUUUGCAGUUUGUGAGAAAUUUGUAGUUAUGGAAAUAAACCACGAAGAGAAGCUUGACACUGGAACUGAAGAAGAGUUCGGAGGUCUUGUAUCUGCUAAUCUUAUACUUUUGAGGAACAGACUUCUAGAUAUCUUGCUAAAACUAGUUUACACAUCUAAAGAAAAGACAAGCAUUAAUUUGCAAGCUUGUGAAGAACUGGUCAAGACCCUGGGUUUUGACUGGAUCACGAUGUUCAUGGAGGAGCACUUGCACCCCACCACAGUCACAGCGGCCGUGAGGGUCCUCGUUGUCUUGCUGAGCAAUCAGUCUGUGCUUAUCAAGUUUAAGGAGGGACUCAGUGGUGGGGGGUGGCUGGAGCAGACGGAUUCUGUCUUAACUAAUAAGAUUGGAACUGUGUUAGGAUUCAAUGUGGGCAGGAGUGCCGGUGGGAGAUCAACGGUCAGGGAGAUUAACCGGGAUGCCUGUCAUUCUCCUGGUUUUCCAGUUCUCCAGUCAUUCCUUCCUAAACACACUAAUGUCCCCGCUCUCUAUUUUCUUCUCAUGGCAUUGUUUCUGCAGCAGCCAGUUAGUGAGCUGCCUGAGAACCUGCAGGUCAGUGUGCCUGUCACCAGCAGCCGAUGUAAGCAGGGUUGCCAGUUUGAUUUAGAUUCCAUUUGGACAUUUAUCUUUGGAGUCCCUGCCUCCAGUGGAACUGUGGUCUCUUCUAUCCACAACGUGUGCACAGAAGCUGCUUUUUUAUUACUGGGAAUGCUCCGCAGCAUGCUCAACUCACCUUGGCAAUCAGAAGAAGAGGGAUCUUGGCUCCGAGAAUAUCCGGUGACCCUGAUGCAGUUCUUCAGAUACUUAUAUCACAACGUCCCAGACCUGGCCUCCAUGUGGAUGAGCCCUGAUUUCUUGUGCGCUCUAGCAGCAACCGUCUUCCCCUUCAACAUCCGCCCUUACUCGGAGAUGGUGACUGAUCUCGAUGAUGAAGUCGGAUCUCCAGCCGAAGAAUUUAAAGCCUUUGCAGCAGACACAGGGAUGAACAGGAGCCAGUCAGAGUACUGCAAUGUGGGCGCCAAGACGUAUCUGACCAACCACCCAGCUAAAAAGUUCGUUUUUGAUUUCAUGCGGGUCUUAAUAAUAGACAACCUCUGUCUUACCCCUGCCAGCAAGCAGACUCCACUAAUUGAUCUUUUGUUGGAGGCAUCCCCUGAAAGAUCUACAAGAACUCAGCAAAAAGAAUUUCAAACUUACAUUUUGGAUAGUGUGAUGGAUCAUUUGCUUGCCGCUGAUGUGUUAUUGGGGGAAGAUGCAUCUCUGCCUAUUACCAGUGGGGGAAGCUACCAGGUAUUGGUGAACAAUGUGUUUUAUUUCACACAACGUGUGGUGGACAAGCUUUGGCAAGGCAUGUUCAACAAAGAAUCUAAACUUCUUAUAGAUUUUAUAAUUCAACUAAUUGCACAGUCAAAACGAAGAUCACAGGGACUGUCACUGGAUGCAGUUUACCACUGCCUGAAUAGGACCAUCUUAUACCAGUUCUCUCGGGCACACAAAACUGUUCCACAGCAAGUAGCUCUCCUGGAUUCACUCAGAGUUCUGACUGUAAACAGGAACCUGAUCCUGGGACCCGGGAACCAUGACCAAGAAUUCAUUAGCUGUCUGGCUCACUGCCUUAUUAAUCUACAUGUUGGCAGCAAUGUGGAUGGAUUUGGUCUGGAAGCAGAAGCCCGCAUGACUACAUGGCACAUUAUGAUCCCCUCUGACAUUGAACCAGAUGGUGGUUACAGCCAAGAUAUUAGUGAAGGGCGUCAGCUUCUCAUAAAAGCUGUCAACAGAGUUUGGACUGAACUGAUUCAUAGUAAGAAACAAGUUCUGGAGGAGCUUUUCAAAGUCACUCUACCUGUGAACGAAAGGGGCCACGUGGACAUAGCUAUAGCACGGCCCCUCAUUGAAGAGGCUGGCUUGAAGUGCUGGCAGAAUCAUUUGGCCCAUGAAAAGAAAUGCAUAAGCCGAGGCGAAGCUCUAGUGCCCACCACGCAAUCCAAACUGUCCCGUGUCAGCAGUGGCUUUGGUCUUUCCAAGUUAACAGGAUCAAGAAGAAAUCGAAAGGAAAGUGGUCUUAACAAACACAGUCUUUCCAUCCAGGAGAUUUCUCAGUGGAUGUUUACACAUAUUGCUGUUGUUCGUGACUUAGUAGACACACAAUAUAAGGAAUAUCAGGAGCGCCAGCAGAAUGCCCUGAAGUACGUGACAGAAGAGUGGUGCCAAAUCGAGUACGAGCUCUUGCGGGAGCGAGGGUUGUGGGGUCCCCCCAUCGGUUCCCAUCUAGACAAAUGGAUGUUGGAGAUGACAGAAGGGCCCUGCAGAAUGAGGAAAAAAAUGGUGCGAAAUGAUAUGUUUUAUAACCAUUACCCUUAUGUGCCGGAAACAGAACAAGAGGCGAAUGUGGCGUCUGAGAUCCCAAGUAAACAGCCUGAGACACCCGAUGAUAUCAUUCCUCAAAAGAAACCUGCUCGGUACAGAAGAGCCAUAAGUUAUGACAGUAAAGAAUACUACAUGCGCCUGGCCUCUGGCAAUCCAGCCAUUGUCCAAGAUGCCAUUGUAGAAAGUUCAGAAGGUGAAGCCACUCAGCAAGAACCAGAACAUGGUGAAGACACUAUCGCUAAAGUCAAAGGUCUGGUCAAGCCUCCUCUAAAACGGGCUCGAUCCGCACCUGACGGAGGAGAUGAGGAGAACCAGGAGCAGCUGCAAGAGCAGAUUGCUGAAGGCAGCUCUAUAGAAGAGGAGGAGAAAACAGACAAUGCCACCCUACUGCGCCUGUUGGAGGACGGAGAAAAGAUCCAACACAUGUACCGCUCUGCUCGAGUCCAGGGCCUAGAUACCAGUGAGGGGCUACUUCUUUUUGGUAAAGAGCAUUUUUAUGUGAUUGAUGGAUUUACAAUGACAGCAACCAGGGAAAUAAGAGAUAUUGAAACCUUACCUCCAAAUAUGCAUGAGCCCAUCAUCCCAAGAGGGGCCAGGCAAGGCCCCAGCCAGCUCAGGAGGACAUGCAGCAUUUUUGCAUAUGAAGAUAUCAAGGAAGUACAUAAGAGGAGGUAUCUCCUGCAGCCUAUUGCUGUGGAAGUUUUCUCUGGAGAUGGACGGAAUUACCUCCUUGCUUUUCAGAAAGGAAUUAGAAAUAAAGUUUAUCAAAGGUUUUUGGCUGUAGUGCCUUCUUUGACUGACAGUUCAGAGUCUGUGUCUGGGCAACGACCAAACACAAGUGUGGAACAGGGAUCUGGGUUGCUUAGCACUUUGGUUGGAGAGAAGUCUGUGACUCAGAGAUGGGAGAGAGGUGAAAUCAGCAACUUCCAGUAUUUAAUGCAUCUGAACACUUUGGCUGGCAGAUCCUAUAAUGAUCUCAUGCAGUACCCUGUCUUUCCCUGGAUCCUUGCAGAUUAUGACUCAGAGGAGGUAGACCUUACUAAUCCCAAAACAUUUAGAAACCUGGCUAAGCCAAUGGGAGCACAGACGGAUGAACGAUUAGCUCAGUAUAAGAAACGGUAUAAAGAUUGGGAAGACCCUAAUGGAGAAACACCAGCCUACCACUAUGGGACCCACUAUUCAUCUGCAAUGAUUGUGGCUUCAUACCUAGUAAGGAUGGAACCUUUCACACAGAUAUUCUUAAGGCUACAGGGAGGCCACUUUGACCUGGCUGACCGGAUGUUUCACAGUGUGCGUGAGGCCUGGUAUUCAGCAUCAAAGCACAACAUGGCAGACGUAAAAGAACUUAUCCCAGAAUUUUUUUAUUUGCCAGAAUUCCUGUUCAAUUCCAACAACUUUGAUCUAGGCUGUAAACAAAAUGGCACCAAGCUUGGAGAUGUCAUCCUCCCACCUUGGGCAAAAGGAGACCCACGAGAAUUCAUCAGAGUCCACCGCGAGGCUUUGGAAUGUGAUUAUGUGAGUGCCCAUUUGCAUGAGUGGAUUGACUUAAUCUUUGGCUAUAAACAGCAAGGCCCUGCUGCAGUAGAAGCUGUAAAUGUCUUCCAUCAUCUUUUUUAUGAGGGUCAAGUUGAUAUCUACAACAUAAAUGACCCACUAAAGGAGACAGCCACCAUAGGGUUCAUUAAUAACUUUGGUCAGAUCCCUAAACAGUUAUUUAAAAAGCCUCACCCACCAAAGCGAGUAAAGAGUCGACUCAACGGAGACAAUGCAGGAGUCUCUGUCCUGCCAGGAUCUACAAGUGACAAGAUCUUUUUCCAUCAUCUAGACAACUUGAGGCCUUCUCUCACACCUGUCAAGGAACUCAAAGACCCUGUGGGACAGAUAGUGUGCACAGACAAAGGCAUUCUUGCAGUCGAACAGAAUAAGGUUCUCAUCCCACCAACCUGGAACAAAACUUUGGCUUGGGGCUAUGCAGACCUCAGCUGCCGGCUGGGAACCUACGAGUCAGACAAGGCAGUGGUUGUUUACGAAUGUUUGUCUGAGUGGGGCCAGAUUCUCUGUGCAAUCUGCCCCAACCCCAAAUUGGUCAUCACAGGUGGAACAAGCACAGUGGUGUGUGUGUGGGAGAUGGGCACCUCCAAGGAGAAGGCGAAGGCCCUCGCCCUCAAACAGGCCUUACUUGGCCACACUGACACUGUCACCUGUGCCACAGCAUCGUUAGCCUAUCACAUAAUCGUCAGCGGGUCCCGUGACCGAACCUGUAUCAUUUGGGAUCUGAACAAACUGUCGUUUCUAACCCAACUCCGAGGCCACCGAGCUCCAGUUUCUGCUCUUUGUAUCAAUGAAUUAACAGGGGACAUUGUGUCCUGCGCUGGCACUUACAUCCACGUGUGGAGCAUCAAUGGGAACCCUAUCGUGAGUGUGAACACAUUCACAGGUAGGAGCCAACAGAUCAUCUGCUGCUGCGUGUCAGAGAUGAAUGAGUGGGAUACGCAGAACGUCAUAGUAACAGGACACUCAGAUGGCGUGGUCCGGUUUUGGAGAAUGGAAUUUUUGCAAGUUCCUGAAACACCAGCUCCCGAGCCUGUUGAAGUCCUAGAAAUGCAGGAAGACUGUCCAGAAGCACAAAUAGGGCACGAAGCCCAGGACGAGGACAGCAGCGAUUCAGAAGCAGAAGAGCAGAGCAUUAUCCAGGAUCCCAAGGAGACACCCAGCCAGCCCAGCAGCACCACCCACAGGCCCCGGGCAGCCUCUUGCCGAGCAACAGCCGUCUGGUGUACUGACAGUGGCUCCGAUGACUCCAGGCGCUGGUCUGACCAGCUCAGUCUGGAUGAGAAAGACGGCUUCAUAUUUGUGAACUAUUCAGAGGGCCAGACCAGAGCCCAUCUGCAGGGUCCCCUUAGCCACCCCCACCUCAAUCCUAUUGAAGUGCGGAAUUACAGCCGAUUGAAGCCUGGGUACCGGUGGGAGCGUCAGCUGGUGUUCAGGAGCAAGCUCACUAUGCACACCGCCUUCGAUCGGAAGGACAACGCACACCCAGCAGAGAUCACCGCCCUGGGCGUCUCCAAGGAUCACAGUAGGAUCCUGGUUGGUGACAGUCGAGGCCGAGUUUUCAGCUGGUCUGUGAGUGACCAGCCGGGCCGUUCUGCCGCUGACCACUGGGUGAAGGAUGAAGGCGGCGACAGCUGUUCGGGCUGUUCAGUGCGCUUUUCUCUGACAGAAAGACGGCACCAUUGCAGGAACUGCGGGCAGCUCUUCUGCCAGAAGUGCAGUCGAUUUCAAUCAGAAAUCAAACGCUUGAAAAUCUCAUCCCCCGUACGUGUUUGUCAGAACUGUUACUACAACUUACAGCACGAAAGGGGUUCCGAAGAUGGGCCUCGGAAUUGCUGAAGUCAGCAGGCUGAUGGGAGACCGUGGUCUGUAGACGCCCUUCCUGAUUCCCUGUCACUGCUCAGCGCAGAAGGCAUCAGAACAGGCUCUGUUUACACAUCUCUUCAUACCACGUGUGUGAAGGAUUGAAUUCAAAGGGAUCACUGAAUAAACAAGUGUAGAGUACAGUAGAGGGGCAGACACUAUUCAGGUGAACAGCACAAGAAGAAUAUGAGGUGGUUUGUAGGAGCAACAAAUUUCAAUUUCAAGUCGGAAUUUGAAAUUCUCCCUGUUAACAAUUGCUGUCUCCAAGAGAAAAUCCUCACUUAUUAACUGUCUUUCCUUGCGUCUCAUUUUUGUAGAGCUACUCAUCCUUAUUUGGAAAAACCAACAACAGCAAAAAGAGGCUUUUAGAAAAUGGUUGUAAAUCUGACUUCUUUGCAAGUAACUGUAUAUUGUAAAUAGGUGUAAAGGCCUUUUUUUCUAAAUAAGGACUUAAUUGCGUGUAACAUGAGACUUCAAACUAAACCACUAACUCAGUGAACUACUUAUGGUUUGUCUGACAUCGCUCACCAAUUGAUUAUAAAUAUGUUUUUUUAAAUCCUCAAAGACAUUAUCUGUGGUCUUUUUUUUUUCCCCCUUUCAAACCCAGCCUGUGUAACUGAUAUCCUUUCUUUCUUUCAAGUUGCCCACAGUAUCUCUACUUUAACUAGGCUAGUAACCAAAAUAACAUGGACCUUCUUUAGGGAACAGUGUGGGAGAAUAAGAGCCCCAUUGUAAGGCACCCUGGGAAUAUUGGGGCAUCUUGCACAUGGUUACGCACCACCUUAGUGUUGUUCCCGUGUCAUGAGGCUCCUUGCUAAUGUCUGUCGGGACUGCCAGUUGGUCGUAGAGCACCUCCUCGGCAUCACAGUGGUGGGCAGGCGAUCGAUGCCCUGCAGGACACGGCCCUGCUUCAAGAAAUGGAAAUAUAUUUGCAUGUAACCCAAAUUAGCUUCUCUUGCAUAGAACAUAAUUAGUAUGUGUCUUUGGUGACACUAAUGUUCAACUAUAACUUAUUUUCAAAAAGGGUAAAAAAGAAAAAAAGUGUACAGAAGUAACAUAUAAACCUUGUUGUAAAACUGGAUCAUGUCAGAACUGCUUAUAAUAUAAUUAACCUUUACCAUUUAAUGCCAUCUACCUGAAAACAGUGAGAUUUAUACUGUAUCAAUGUCUAUUUUUUUGUUUUUGCUAUGAAUAUAAUUACAGUAUUUUAAUAUUUAGUUAUUUAAUUUGUUCUACUAGUUGGAUACAGAACACACAAAUCCAGGGAGACUAAAGCUGGUAGGGGCUAAGAGAUAAGUUUAGUUUACAGAAAAAAGGCUUUGGUGGUGGAAUUUUUUAAAAAUGUGUGUUAUGUACAUAUAUAUAUGUAUAUAUAUAUA
Messenger RNA from Manis pentadactyla (Chinese pangolin), 13109 nucleotides. It is a transcript of the gene WDFY3, whose product is annotated as WD repeat and FYVE domain containing 3. The record is from RefSeq and is a predicted model, not a curated record. The transcript has 68 exons. NCBI's taxonomy places the organism in Eukaryota, Metazoa, Chordata, Mammalia, Pholidota, Manidae. Bases 1066 to 11706 code for a protein of 3546 amino acids. Gene Ontology annotation, molecular function: protein binding; metal ion binding.